GGGUUGGGUUUGCAAACAGGACCGCUAUUAAAGGCAGAGGCUUGACUUUAACCUGACCUGGGAGUAAACUGGAGUGGCUGAGUAACACUGUAGAAAAGAGAGGACAUCAUUCAGGAUGCCAGAACCAGCCAAAAAAACAGUUUCAGCAUUUUCCAAGAAACCAAAGACUCAGGAGGCAGAGGAAGGCUCCUCAGUGACUUUUGAAGCCGAGACCGAAAAGUCUGAAGCUAAAGUAAAAUGGCAGUGCAACUCAAAGGACAUUGCCAGUGGCAACAAAUAUGCAAUCACUACCAUCGGAAACAAGCACUCCCUUACUAUAAGAAACAUCACAGAGGAAGAUGCCAAUGUCUAUGCUGUGAUUGCUGGUGGUUCAAAGGUCAAGUUUGAGCUGCGGAUCGUAACAAAGCCAGAGGAUCCAGCUGAGGCACCCGUUGGUGAACCUGGAGAUGUUACACCUGACCAGGCCUCGGUUCCACAUCCCGCAGCUUCCACACAGGGAGGAACCUCUGCCACGACACAAGAUGCUAACCCAGCUGAGGGUGCACACCCUCCAGACACUAGACAGGACUUGACUGGACUCUUCACAGAGAAACCUCAGAGUGGAGAAGUCACCGUGGGUGAAAACAUCACAUUUGUGGCCAGAGUAAAUGCUGAAUCACUUCUGAAGAAACCCAGUGUGAAAUGGUUCAAAGGGAAGUGGAUGGACUUGGCAAGCAAAUGUGGAAAACACCUGCAGCUAAAGGAAACUUACGACCGCAACACCAAGGUUUACACAUUUGAGAUGCACAUCAUUGUUGCGAAAGCUAACUUUGCUGGAGGUUACAGAUGUGAAGUUUCAUCCAAGGACAAGUUUGACAGCUGUAAUUUUGACUUGACUGUACAUGAGGCACGGGCUCCUGAAGGUCUGGAUAUAAGAGCAGCUUUUAGGCGCACGAGUGAAGGCGGUAAGAAGAGAAGUGGACCAGCAACAAGUAGCACAGAUGGUAGAGAAGAUUCAGGAGAGCUGGACUUCAGCACCUUAUUAAAAAAGAGAGAGUCCAUUAAAGCAAUGCACAUGAACACAGAUCCUGAUGUUGAUGUGUGGAACAUCCUCAGCCACGCUCCCACUUCAGAAUAUGAAAAGAUUGCUUUCCAAUAUGGCAUCACCGACCUGAGAGGCAUGCUCAAGAGACUGAAGAAGAUGAAGAAGGAAGAGAAAAAAAGUGAAGCAUUCCUCAAAAAGCUGGAUCCUGCCUAUCAGGUGUUAAAGGGACAUAAGAUAAAGCUUGCAGUUGAGGUUGCCAAUGAAGAUGUAGAGGUGAAGUGGUUUAAGAAUGGACAAGAAAUUCAAAAGUCUGGAAGCAAGUACCUAUUUGAGAGCGUUGGCAACAUGCGCUACCUUACCAUUAACCACUGCUCCUUAGCAGAUGACGCAGCUUACACCUGUGUGGUGGGAGAUGAGAAAUGCACAACAGAGCUCUUUGUUAAAGAGCCCCCUGUCACAAUAGUAAAAAAUCUGGAGGAUCAGAUGGUGAUGAAAGGUGAGCGGGUAGAGUUAGAAUGCGAAGUGUCAGAAGAAGGAGCCACUGUGAAAUGGGAGAAAGAUGGUGUUGAACUAACCAGAGAUGAAUCUUUGAAAUAUCGCUUCAAGAAAGAUGGCUGCAAACACGUGCUGAUCAUUAAUGAAGCCAGCAAAGACGACGGUGGACACUACAAGGUCAAAACAAACGGAGGAGAGUCUGUCGCUGAACUGCUGGUGCAGGAGAAAGAACUGGAGAUCUACCAGAGCAUUGCGGACCUCACGGUAAAGGCAAAGGAUCAGGCGGUGUUCAAAUGCGAAGUGUCGGACGAGAAUGUGAGGGGAACCUGGUACAAGAACGGUGUUGAAGUCAAGCCUGACACCAGGACAAACAUCUCCCAUAUUGGAAGAAUCCACAAACUGACCAUCGAUGAGGUGAAACCGGAGGAUGAGGGAGACUAUACUUUUGUGCCAGAUGGCUAUGCUUUCAACCUUUCUGCUAAACUCAAUUUCUUGGAGGUGAAGAUCGAUUAUGUGCCACGCCAAGAUCCUCCCAAGAUCCACCUUGACUGCAUGGGCCGCACUGCUGAUUCAACUAUCAUAGUGGUGGCUGGAAACAAACUGCGUCUGGACGUCCCUAUCACUGGAGAUCCUGCUCCCACGGUGAUCUGGACCAAAGGAGAGAAGGCUAGUUCUGUAAGACCUGAUGGAGAAGAGAACGCAGGGCACUCAGCCUGUUGGACCCUAAAUGAUGGAGAGGUCAUCACAGAAGGAGACGGCAGGGUCCAUGUGGAAUCCACCAAGGGACACUGUAUCUUUACUAUUGAGGGUGCUGAGAGACAAGACGAGGGGGUUUAUUCUGUGGUGGUUCGAAACCCAGCAGGGGAAGACACAGCUGAUAUCAAUGUCAAAGUUGUUGAUGUUCCAGAUCCUCCCCAGGCUCCUAAAAUCCUCAGCUUGGGGGAGGAUUCCUGCAUUGUUCAGUGGGAGCCCCCUCAUUUCGAUGGUGGAGAGCCAAUCAUCGGUUAUGUCCUGGAAAGGAAGAAGCUGAGGAGCUAUAGGUGGAUGCGACUGAACUUUGACCCUUACCCUGAAACAACCUAUGAGGCCAGGCGCAUGAUUGAAGGGAUGACAUACGAGAUGAGAGUCUAUGCCGUCAACAACAUUGGCAUGUCUCAUCACAGUCCAGCCUCCCAGCCAUUUGUGCCAGUUGCCCCCACCAGCGAGCCCAUCGGACUGCACGUCGAAGACAUCAGUGACACUUCAAUCACGCUGAAGUGGCGAGCACCGGAGAGGGUCGGCGCUGCUGAGCUCGAGGGUUACGGGGUCGAGUACUGCAAGGAGGGCACUGACGAAUGGGUACCAGCUAUUCAGGGUCUUACAGAGAGAUCAUCAAUGACUAUCAAAAACCUGACCACAGGAGACAAACUCCUGUUCAGAGUGCGAGCCUACAACAUGGCAGGGCCCAGUCCUCCGGCUGUUCUGGCUCAGCCUGUGACUAUCAGGGAAAUCAUGCAGCGCCCAAAGAUUUGGCUUCCACGAAAUCUCCGCCAAACUCUCAUCAAGAAAGUUGGAGAAUCUGUUAACGUUAUGAUCCCUUUCCAGGGUAAACCCCGGCCAAAGGUUACUUGGAGUAAAGAUGGAGAACCUCUCCAACCCUCAUUUGCAAGCAUUAGGAACAGCGAAUUUGAUUCGAUCCUCUUCAUCCGGAAUACGGAGAGAAAGCACUCUGGGCAGUAUGAUCUCAAAGUGCAGAUCGAGAAUGUGGAAGACACAGUUAAAGUUAUGCUGCAGAUUGUUGAUCUCCCAGGGCCACCCGAAGCACUGAAAAUUGUGGAUGUGUGGGGUUUUAAUGUGGCACUGGAGUGGAAGCAGCCCAAGGAUGAUGGUAACUGUGAAAUAAGUGGCUACACAGUUCAGAAAGCCGACAAGAAGACCAUGGAAUGGUUUACAGUCCACGACCACUACAGAAGAACACACUGCGUGGUGUCUGACCUCAUCAUGGGGAAUGAGUACAUCUUCCGAGUGUUUUCCAUUAACCUGGUAGGCCUCAGCCACGAGCCCUGCACCACAAAGGAAAGUGUGUUCAUCCAGAAAUCAGGUAUGGACUACAAGUCUCCCACAUACAAGGAGCAUGACUUCUCGGAGGCGCCUAAGUUCACACAUCCUUUAGUGAACCGAUCUAUAAUAGCAGGAUACAACGCCACCCUCAGCUGUGCUGUGCGAGGAAUACCAAAGCCCAAAGUGACCUGGUACAAAAACAAAAUGGACAUCUCCAAUGAAGCCAAGUAUCGCAUGUUGUCUAAGCAAGGUAUUCUGACGCUGGAGAUCCGUAAGCCGGGUCCCUUCGAUGGUGGCGUGUACACGUGCAAAGCUGUCAACGACAAAGGGGAGGACGUGGUGGAGUGCAAACUAGAGGUUCGACCCCAGCUUGCUAAAGAAGAAAAGAAAGAUGCCAAUAAAUGAGGGUUCUGUUUCUGAAUGAAGAGGUGGUGAAUAGUGUCUUCAACACGAUGCUUAAAUUAAUUCACUAACUGUGCUUAACCAACAAUAUCUUUGUAUUUAAUCAUCUGCAGACAUUUUGGGGUUCUUCAGGGCCAGGAUUGAACUGCCAGGCCUCAUCAAUAUUAAUCACUAAUAUGUUAUUCUGCAUGCAAGUUCUAGUUUUAUCAAAGUGGUUUCUGCUCUUUUCAAACUUUAGGAAGAUUGGGAUUUUUCUGUUUAGAAAAAAUCAUAUAUGAUAGAUAAAAAUAAGUAUCAAAUGUUUGAUAAUAAUGUUUGGAUCAGUGUGUGUAUAAAACCAUAUAAAACCAAA
Girardinichthys multiradiatus is the source of this 4313-nucleotide messenger RNA. It is a transcript of the gene mybpc3, whose product is annotated as myosin binding protein C3. The coding region runs from base 116 to 3964 and encodes 1282 amino acids. The transcript has 33 exons. NCBI's taxonomy places the organism in Eukaryota, Metazoa, Chordata, Actinopteri, Cyprinodontiformes, Goodeidae. The record is from RefSeq and is a predicted model, not a curated record. Gene Ontology annotation, molecular function: protein binding.